Messenger RNA from Colossoma macropomum (tambaqui), 4824 nucleotides. RefSeq names its product beta-1,4-N-acetyl-galactosaminyl transferase 4b (gene b4galnt4b). The transcript is spliced from 21 exons. The record is from RefSeq and is a predicted model, not a curated record. Bases 493 to 4038 code for a protein of 1181 amino acids. Gene Ontology annotation, cellular component: Golgi cisterna membrane. Gene Ontology annotation, molecular function: acetylgalactosaminyltransferase activity. NCBI's taxonomy places the organism in Eukaryota, Metazoa, Chordata, Actinopteri, Characiformes, Serrasalmidae.
UAAGGCUGUUGUGUCGAUAUCGCCUGUUAUCAGCGCCGUAUUGAUGUCGUAUCGGGUUGUUGUUGUUGUCGUGAGUGGACAGCACUGAGCAGAACUGGGUUCACUGGACCCGAACCGCCUCACCAGACUUUGAAGCCGAACUGUUUGGUCUUCGGAGGUGAACUCCAUCCAGCCCGAACUCCAGAUGAGCGCGCGGAUGAAGAGCUGCUGUAGAGCUCGGCGCGUCUGCUGCUCGCUCGGGUUCAUUUCCUGGUGAUUCCAGCCGUUUCUGAGGACUCUGAGAGAGACAGUGUGGUCACCUGGACAUACUGUAGAGAAGCAGAAGCUGCUCAGGUUGCAGCGUUUCAACACCUUCACCAUCAUCACUCCUUCCGGCUGAAGCAACAUGACAGUUUCGCACAAAGAGCUCGAGCCACGGACAGGAGCAGUGGACAGUGGGCAUCAGUCUCCUCCUGAAUUCUCCACCGAGCGGGACGUGCUGCUGUGAGGAGGAUGCGCUUCCCUCUGAAAAAGAUUCGCAAGCAGUUCAAACUCCUCCUGCUCCUUGUGCUGCUCACCUUUGCCAUUGGGUUCACGUACCUGCACAUCAACCAGGGCAAGGCCAUCAAGCUCCACUUCAACUAUGGCAAAGAUAUGGAGAAGCAGACCGAAGGCUUGGGGUCCGGCCACAAAAAGCUUUCCCACUCCUCCCCAAGUCACCCAGACAGAGAGGAGUCCAGUGACAGUGGAGAGGAGACGCAGGGGGGAGAUGAGCUUGGUGAAGCUGGGCAGGAGAGCCGUGGCCAGACAGAGAUCCGGAAACUUCUCAGCCAAAAGUUCCUCAAGUUGCCAUGGAAACCGGAGUACAAGGGACAGGCCAACUUGCACGUGUUUGAGGACUGGUGUGGGUCAUCUGUGUCUCAGCUCAGGAAGAACCUUCACUUCCCUCUGUACCCACAUGCCAGAACCACGGUGAAGAAACUGGCUGUGGCUCCAAAGUGGAAGAAUUAUGGCCUGCGGAUCUUCGGUUUUAUUCAUCCUUAUAAAGAUGGAGAUUUCCAGUUUGCUAUAGCCUCUGAUGAUAACUCUGAACUGUGGCUGAGCUCUGAUGAAAACCCCCUCAAUGCCAGGCUUUUGGUCUAUGUGGGACGGCACGGCUCUGAAUGGACGGCUCCGGGUGAAUUCACCAAGUUCAGAUCCCAGACUUCUAAAUCCAUCCAUCUGAUGUCCUCCAGGCGCUACUACUUUGAGAUUUUGCACAAGCAGGACGACAAAGGCUCAGACCACGUGGAGGUCGGGUGGAGGCCCUUUCUGCCUGGGCUGAAGUACGAUGUCAUUGACUCGGCCUACAUCUCUUUGUACACAGAUGAGUCCAGCCUGAAGAUGAACAGUGUAAAGCACAUUCCUCAGACCUUGGCGAGUCACACACUCUCUCUGCAGGAGGUUCACAGCACAGAGACACAUACUGCGGACAUGCUCAAAACAGACCCACGAGACACUUUCUACAAAAUCCCCAUGAUAGAUCGGUCCAGACUGGACAGGGUUCUGCCAUCCUGUCUCUACUCACCUACAUACAUAGUGAAGGAUUUCCCCAUCGCACGCUAUCAGGGCCUGCAGUUUGUGUAUCUGUCCUAUGUGUAUCCCAAUGAUUUCACCAGACUCACUCACAUGGAGAGAGAGAACAAGUGCUUCUACAGGGAAUCUCCUGUGUACCUUGAAAAGUUUGGCUUCUAUAAAUACAUGAAGAUGGAUGAAGAGGAGGAUGACAGGCCCGCCUUCUUCCCAAAUCCUGAUGAUUUUCUGGAAGAGGAGGAGGGUGUAGAUCCAGAGGAGGAGUCUGUCAACCCCAAUAACCAUCAGGCCAGGAGGACGAGUAACAUCAGCCCAUCCAAUCAGCUUUCAAUUUCAUCACUUAGCACAGUGUCUGCCAGCGCUAAUCGAAUAAGCCGAGACUCCAAAGGUUACAUUUUGGCCCGAGAAGGCCGCUACUCACAGCUCAAAGGGAAACAAGCCAGGAGGAGGGUUAAAGGAGAAGGCAUGGAAAGAGAGGAUGGCUACUACAGCACUCAGGCCAAAGCACAAGAGGAAGAGGAGAGAGGAAUGGAAAAGGAGAGGCAGCUGAGACGUGCUGAGAUCAUAGGCACACAGCAUGAGCAUCUGAAUGAGCACAGAGAAAGUGAAGAAGUAGGAGAUGACCCACAAAUACAUGCAGGACAGCGGUCUUUAAUGUGGGUCCCCCUCAGCCCUGUGCAGCAAAGUAAUAAGGUCAUUCCUCUAAAGCUGAGUAAAACUUCCAAGAAUUUCCAGCAGUCCCCUCUUUACGCUUUGGCCAGUCAGAUUCUGAGUAAUGCAGCACAUCCUGCACCCAUUGUCUUGAAGAGCAAUCAGGAGAAAGAGAUUAAGACAAACAAAAUCUACAUCACCAGGCCCCGCCCACCAAAAAGUAGACCAAGGGAGGUACCAAGGCCGCCAGUAGAGGUCUUCCCAGGGGUCUUCCUGUACCAAACCGCAAGAGGCAAAAAGCUUGUAGACCUCAGUUCAAGGUGGAAAUCCAUGAAAAAGCAUGGUGGCCUUCCUCUUUUCUGGUCUAGCUUGUCCAUGACAGAUCAUAAAUCAACUACCCAACAAGUUCCACUGAAGCAAAACCAUCAAGUCGUACCCACUGAUCAAGAACAUCAAGAUCUAGAGGUUUCUCCUUCACCUUCUUUCAAAAUUAGCCGCUCCGCCUCAGUGGACUCCAACGACUUGCCUCCAUCCAGCCCAGACAAGACAGAUGACCCAGAGAUCCAACCCACAAAGGCCUCAGAGAUGGCUGAAGAGUCUCAGCAGAGGAGGGCAGCUGAACCAGAAGAAGGAGGUGUGUCCCAGUACAGUUACGAGGACACAGAGCCACGGCCAGGCUGGGCUGAGGAAGCCAUCAACUGGCAGCGGACUUUCACUGUGAACCCAGUGGACUUUGAGCUGCUCAGGUCAGACUGGAACGACCUGAGGUGCAAUGUGUCCGGCAACCUGCAGCUGGCUGAGAACGAGGUGGUGGAUGUGCUAUCGCAGUACAUAGAGCGGCUAAACGAGCGCAACGGAGGGAUCUAUACCCUCCUCCGCGUAGUGAAUGUGGAGAAGCGAAGGGAUUCGGCCCGUGGGAGCCGUUAUUUGGUGGAGCUGGAGCUGAUGGAGGCGGGGAAAAGAGUGGUGCGUCUGUCUGAGUACAUCUACCUCCUUCUCCACCGCAGCCGUCAGGACGAGGGCUUGAGCAGCAGGGAGGUGUCUACUCCUUCUGCCCCGACUGCACCCUCUAAACCCCCUGCCCCCACCAGCAGCUCCAGUGCCCAGUCCAGGGCCUCCACACCUUGGGGAAGCCACUGGCCCAAGCCUCUACUGUGCCAACCAGCCAUGCUCCAGUGGAGGCAUGACGUCAUGGUACACUUUGUGGUGCCAGUGAAGAACCAGGCUCGCUGGGUUCAGCAGUUCAUCUCCGACAUGGAGCUCCUGCACCGAGAGACCAAGGAUGACAACUUCAGCAUUAUAAUCGUGGACUUUGAGAGUGAAGAUAUGGAUGUGGAACAGGCCCUGAGGGACAGCACAGUGCCCAGGUAUGAGUAUCUGAGACGAGAGGGAAACUUUGAGAGAUCUUCUGGACUGCAGAUGGGGGUGGACACCAUAGAGGACAGUCACAGUAUCGUGUUCCUGUGUGACCUGCACAUUCACUUCCCUAUGAGCAUCCUGGAGAGCAUCAGGAAGCACUGUGUGGAGGGCAGGCUGGCCUUCGCCCCCAUCGUCAUGAGACUGGACUGCGGGAGCUCACCUCUACAGCCAAACGGAUACUGGGAGGUCAAUGGCUUUGGCUUGUUUGGCAUUUAUAAAUCAGACUUUGACAAGAUUGGUGGGAUGAACACAGAGGAAUUUAAGGACCGCUGGGGAGGAGAGGACUGGGAGUUCCUGGACAGGGUGCUGCAGAAUGGUUUGGAGGUAGAGAGACUGAGACUACGGAACUUCUACCAUUAUUACCACUCCAAACGGGGCAUGUGGAACAGUCCAAUAAAGAAGCCGACACAAGGCUAGCCACCGGGGACACUGCUGCCGCUGCUGAGCUGAGGCAGAACGUGCCCAUUAAAGCCCCUGGAGCUUUCCAGAAGCUGCCCCAAGAGUUACAAAGCACAGCUUGUGGGUCUUGCACACUGAGUCUGCUAACACAGAUGAACUGAUGUGUCAAGGCUGGAUCUCUAUCUGUUGGCUAAACUGUGACAUAAUGUACUUUUUUGGUCCCCUGGAACAACUGGGGGACACAGAAAGUGCCAAACAUAGCAGCGUAAAGCAGAACUUACUCAAGUUCUCUGGAGUUUAUGAAUAUUAUCUUUUACUAUUAUUAUUUUUUUGCAAUAGAGAGCACUCAGGUAUGGUGUUGUUUCGGUACGUUGGUUGAUCUGUAGUUAAUAUGGAGACAUUUGAAUUGGUGCUUUCUAACAUUGACAAUGACAUUGAAGAAGGUUGUCCAAUAUACUAUGGUGUUCUUGUUCUCUCUCUCUCUCUCUCUCUCUCUCUCUCUCUCUCUCUCUCUCUCGCUUUCUCUCUCUCCCUCUCAAAACUAGUGAAUGAUUUUAUAUAGGAGAUGUUGUUUCUACUUCAGAUAGAAAGGUGACAAAUUGCUGACCUGCACCCCUAAAUCAGAUUACAAUUAAUGUUUCCCCAUUAGGAGGCUAAAAAAAAAAAGAAGAAAAAAAGAAAGUGGUCACUUGUGCCAUAUUUAAAGGAUAAUUUCUGUGAAAUUGUUUGUAGAGAAUUUAAAGAAUGUAAAUCGAUCUCCUUUUCUUUUAUUUUCUUAUUUUCAAGAAUAAACGGAGGAAUAAC